Chelonus insularis is the source of this 1226-nucleotide messenger RNA. RefSeq names its product thisbe (gene ths). Gene Ontology annotation, molecular function: growth factor activity. Lineage: Eukaryota; Metazoa; Arthropoda; Insecta; Hymenoptera; Braconidae. The coding region runs from base 113 to 877 and encodes 254 amino acids. The record is from RefSeq and is a predicted model, not a curated record. The transcript has 5 exons.
UGAAGAAAAUUGACCAUAAAGGUCGACUUUGGUGGAUGUGAAGAUUUUAAAAGUAGUUUUUUGAAGGCCAGCCCGACGCAAUGCGUCGACGCUGCUGACGCAACGCGUCUGGAUGCGUCUCACUCUAAGCACGUUACCACAGCUUGCCGUCUUAGCGAAGAUUUUGUGCCUACUGAUGGUGGUGAUGUGCGGGGCGGUGCCGGCAAUGGUGCGCUCCGUAAGUCUCUACUCGACUUGCAGCAGCGGCAAUAUUACCGUGAUUGGACGCACGAUUAAAGCAUUAGCUCGUGAUGAAAUGAUUGCACCUUUUCAAAAAUUGACGACACAGUCUGAUGACUUCAGUAGGAAGUUGUACAUCUUUGCCGAGAAAUCUCAGCGGUAUAUUUGUUUCAACAAACGCUGGAAACCUGUUGCUCUGCCAAAAAAACAGCGAGAUGCAAUGUGCCAGUUCUACGAGACCUACAAUGGACCUUACCUAAGAUACAAAAGUGCAGUAGAUAGUUCGAAAUACCUUGGAUUUAAUAAAUAUGGGAAACCAAUAAAAGGUCAACGUGGCAGAGCAGAAUGUUUCAAUUUUAUGAAAUUUAAUCCAAGUUUCAGCAUUAACGAUCACAACGAUUGGAUGACUGGUAAUACCGAUCACAAGAAGCGUGAUUUAAUUCACAGAAAACACCAACAGAUUCACGACCAUCAGUAUCAACAUCAUCAAUUAGGAUUGGUACGAAAGCGAAAUUACCUUCAAGCUGAUCAAGUGCCAAGAGAAUUAACGACACAACAUCGUCAUCGACAUACGAAUCGAUUAAAGCAUGACGAUUUAUUACACGCUAGUCCACGAAGACGACAUCCUGCUCAUUUAUCGGAUUUGAGUAAAUAUUGAGCCACUAUUUUUUCAGGAUAUAAAAAAAAAAAUAAAUAAAUAAAAAAAUAUGGCUCGAAGAUCAAGACUGCCUCUCUUAAAAGUUUAAAUAAAAUGCGACUGCUAAAUGUAUGUUUACUGGGCCUGUAUGAUAAACAUUGGCCAAAGUCGCGUUUUAUCGCCCUCAAAUAUGCCUGCGUAAUAAAGCCUAUAUAUUGUCGUCUGUAUGUAUAUAUAAUUACAUACAAGCUGCUAAAAUCGGUACAUAGGGGGUGUUAUUUAAGUUUAUUCCUUUGAUAAAACAAUUAUUAGAUAAUUUUCUACAUUAUCGACAUUAUUUAUAUUAUGUGUACACAAUGAUAAAGGAAUA